Messenger RNA from Colletotrichum truncatum, 525 nucleotides. Its product is annotated as calcineurin subunit b. NCBI's taxonomy places the organism in Eukaryota, Fungi, Ascomycota, Sordariomycetes, Glomerellales, Glomerellaceae. Gene Ontology annotation, molecular function: calcium ion binding; phosphatase binding; calcium-dependent protein serine/threonine phosphatase regulator activity. The record is from RefSeq and is a predicted model, not a curated record. Gene Ontology annotation, cellular component: calcineurin complex. Gene Ontology annotation, biological process: protein dephosphorylation; calcineurin-mediated signaling.
AUGGGCAACACUACCAGUGCGGUGUUGGACAAUAUUGUCCAGGGGUCCAACUUCGACAGAGAAGAGGUUGACCGUCUAAGGAAACGUUUCAUGAAGCUUGAUAAGGAUAAUUCUGGCACGAUCGAGCGUGAUGAGUUCCUCAGCCUCCCGCAAAUCUCAUCCAACCCACUAGCAACAAGAAUGAUUGCUAUCUUUGACGAAGACGGCGGCGGUGAUGUUGACUUUCAGGAAUUCGUGUCAGGUCUCAGUGCCUUUUCGAGCAAGGGCAACAAAGAACAGAAGCUCCGUUUUGCAUUUAAGGUGUACGACAUUGAUCGCGACGGCUAUAUCAGCAACGGCGAGCUGUUCAUUGUGCUCAAGAUGAUGGUGGGAAGCAACCUCAAGGAUCAACAACUUCAACAGAUUGUCGACAAGACUAUCAUGGAGGCGGACCUGGACAAGGAUGGCAAGAUCAGCUUCGAGGAAUUUACGAAGAUGGUGGAGAACACGGACGUGAGCAUGAGCAUGACUUUGGACACAUUCUAG